Molecule: messenger RNA, 1308 nt
Organism: Amphiprion ocellaris (clown anemonefish)
Lineage: Eukaryota; Metazoa; Chordata; Actinopteri; Pomacentridae
Gene: cldn1
Product: claudin 1
Exons: 4
Coding region: 171-806 (211 amino acids)
Biological process (GO): bicellular tight junction assembly; cell adhesion
Cellular component (GO): bicellular tight junction; plasma membrane
Molecular function (GO): structural molecule activity
Source: RefSeq, a predicted model, not a curated record
CCAGGUUAUUCCUUGAGGAUGCCCAGGUAGACAAAUCUGUUUAGGAGCAGAGCCACGACAUCAAAGCCACUAGGAACAACAUCAAGCAAGUUUUAGAACUUUGUGUAUCUUUUUUUUUACUUUCUUAGCCCUCAUCAUUUGCCAUUUUCUUCAGUUUCUGGAGUUCAAUAAUGGCUAAUGCAGGAAUACAACUUCUUGGCUUCACUUUGGCCUUCUUCGGCUUCAUUGGCACAAUAGCAUCCACGGUCAUGGUGGAGUGGAAAGCUUCAUCCUACGCAGGAGACAACAUCAUCACAGCUCAGGCGCUGUAUGAAGGGCUGUGGAAGAGCUGUGUGUCUCAGAGCACUGGACAAGUUCAGUGUAAAGUGUACGAUUCCCUCCUACAACUACCAGGGAUCGUACAGGGUGCACGAGGCCUGAUGCUGUCCUCCAUCUUGCUGUGCUUCAUUUCCAUUUUGGUGGCGGUGGUGGGCAUGAAGUGCACCACCUGCAUGUCAGAGCUUCCUGAGCAGAAAGACAAAGUUGCUCUGAGUGGAGGAGUUAUCUUCAUUAUUGGUGGUCUGCUUGCUUUGGUGGGAACAUCCUGGUACGGCCACAGAAUAGCACAGGACUUCUACGACCCGUUUACUCCAACUAAUGCCAGGUAUGAGUUUGGGAGCGCUCUGUUUGUCGGAUGGGGAGCUGCCUGUCUCAUCAUCAUAGGAGGCAGCUUCCUCUGCUGCAGCUGCCCCGACAAGGGAUCAGGAAAAGCUCCUCGUUACCCAGCAUCCCACUCUGCAGCGCCGUCAGGCCGAGACUACGUCUAGGAGACAGUCGGUCCAUCCAGGGGUGGUGGGGCAAAUUCACAGGGGCAUUUUUCACACUUGUUUACUGUUUUUCAGCAUGUAUAUUUGCAGGUGUUGUAGUUGGUGUCUGUCUAUAUUUGUUAAACUAAUUAGAUCCUUUGCUAAUUAAUAUGAGAGUCCACACAUAACAGCAAAAUUCUGGGUCAAAACCAUAAUAAUAUAGAAAAAGUAAAUUACAAAUGUAAAUGUUUAAAUUGACACUUGAGGUAAACACUAUAAAUGUUAACUGAGAACUUAAAUAUUAAACUUAAAUUAUAUAAAUCUGGAAUAUUUGAAUUUCAAGAUAAAAAAAAUGUAGCUCAGAAUAUCAUCUAAAACCUCUCAGGGUUUGUUUGUUUUUUGACAUAACUGCCAACUUUUUUAAUAUAAAUAUGUUGAGUGACACUGUUACUUUGCUGUUUGUUUUUUAGAAUCUUACUAUUUUUCCUUUAUGUCGUGUAAAAUAAAAUCCCUGUUACUUUUC